Molecule: messenger RNA, 1531 nt
Organism: Apaloderma vittatum (bar-tailed trogon)
Lineage: Eukaryota; Metazoa; Chordata; Aves; Trogoniformes; Trogonidae
Product: tomoregulin-1
Exons: 3
Source: RefSeq, a predicted model, not a curated record
AUGCCAGUGAUCAAAGAGAAGACAUUUACAUUGGAAACCACUUACCUUGUUCAGAAAGCUUCAACGGCUACUGUAUACAUGGAAAAUGUGAAUUCAUUUAUUCCACUCAGAAGGCUUCCUGCCGGUGUGAAUCAGGAUAUACUGGACAGCACUGUGAAAAGACAGACUUUAGUAUUCUUUAUGUUGUCCCCAGUAGACAAAAGCUUACGCAUGUCCUUAUUGCAGCAAUAAUUGGAGCUGUACAGAUUGCCAUUAUAGUUGCAAUUGUCAUGUGCAUAACAAGAAAAUGCCCCAAAAACAAUAGAGGACGUCGGCAGAAGCAAAAUCUAGGCCAUUUUACUUCAGAUACAUCGUCCAGAAUGGUUUAACUUAGUGAUUUUUAUACCUGCAUUGACCAUGUGAUGUACAUUUUUAUUAUAUCUUUUUUUAAAGAAUGGAAAUAUUUAUUUCAGAGGCCUUAUUUUUGAACAUUUUUAGUGUAACAAUGUUGGUCUGUAUUCUGAAAGCAUCAGCUCUAACAGCUAUGGACUGUUUUAGUAUCUUUACUUUUAUGGUUUUGAAUACAGUAGUUCAUUUUCUGUAUCUGUAUCACAUGGUUAUAUGAUAGACUUGUGCUUUAUCCAUGGAAUGUAAUAUUUUUGGGAACACAGAUUUAUUCCACCAAUGGUUGUAGAUUUAAAAAAAAAAACAACAAAUCCAACAAACCCAACAAACGAACAAAAAAGUCCACAUUACCUAGCAAACAAGGCAUGAACUAAAGGUAAAAAUGUUUACAGCUUACUUUUCUUAUGAGAAACUAGAAAACACUGUGUUUAAAUACCGUAGAUAUUUAAAUGUUUUUGGAAGUUAGUAACUGAUUUUUUAGACACUGCCUAUCGCAUGAACUGUGAAGCUGUGUGCUGUGUGUAGUUGUAACAUAUUUAUAAAAAGUGUAGGCUGGGUCUAAGCGCUGCCAUCUUCAUAAAUAAUUCCAACAAUUUAUUUUUAAAGAGGAAAAUUAUAAAUUUCAUGGUUUGGGAAGUUACCUGGUAGAGCAGAUGGCACAGGUCCAAAAAAAGUAGGUCUUAGUAGAUUUAGGUAUUGUAAAAUUUGGUGUUGAAUAAUUGAACACAAAUAAUUGGAAUAAAGCCUACUUUAUCACUGUUAAAGCUGUUUUAAUACUUCUUAAACUUUUUUAAAGAAAAUACAUGUUUUAACACCUACAAUACGGAUUGUAUAGUGUUUGUGAUUAAAAUAAAAAAAGAAUAAUAAAAGUGAAUGAAUUACUAAUGCUCUUGUAUAGAGUAUUUUCAAGAGCUAAAGAAGUCCAUCCAAAUUAGACUUGCUGGUCAUAGUUAUAUUAAUAGACUGUUAGUUGUCGUUUGAAAGAUCCCGAGAUAAAGUGUGAAUAGGAUGUGUUCAGCUGUCUUAACAUGUAGUUUAGGUUUUCAAAAUUUUGCAUGUAGGAUUUAAUAAUUUGUUCAAUAAAAACAAAAAUGCUUUCAACAUUUUGAGCUGGAAAAGCAUGUCACAAUACAACGUUUUCACUAUA